Molecule: messenger RNA, 3648 nt
Organism: Hydractinia symbiolongicarpus
Lineage: Eukaryota; Metazoa; Cnidaria; Hydrozoa; Anthoathecata; Hydractiniidae
Product: ubiquitin carboxyl-terminal hydrolase 47-like
Exons: 33
Coding region: 143-3514 (1123 amino acids)
Biological process (GO): protein deubiquitination
Cellular component (GO): cytosol; nucleus
Molecular function (GO): cysteine-type endopeptidase activity; cysteine-type deubiquitinase activity; protein binding
Source: RefSeq, a predicted model, not a curated record
GGCGGAAAUGUCUCGUUAUUGUCCGAUUUCCCGUUAAGACAUUUUCGGGUUUUUCUAGGAAGAAAUCCCCAGCUUUCAGCUUGAGAUAAGAAAGUAGGAGGUUGUAUAAUUAUACAUUAAACAACUUUAUGGUUUAAAAGGUAUGUCCCCAAGUCCUGCUGAAGGUCAGUUAGCUGUUAUUGUUGGAAAUGAUGUUCCUGCUCCACAUUAUUUGUGUGUAUUCCGAGAUGAAACAACUACUAAUUGGAAAAGUAACAAAUUUCAUUUGAAUUUGCCUGGAAAUACCACUGUGAAAAAUUUAUAUGAAACUGUAUCACAAAAAACAUGUUAUAAAUAUGAAACAUUUUUGUUAAGCUAUUUGAUAAAAGAGGAGGAAAUUUUAAUAGAUGAUAAAUGUGAAGACACUUUGCAUGACCUGUUGAAGGAUGUAAGUGCUAAACGAAAUGAUUUCAUGAUUAAGCAAAAAGAUGGCAAAGAUCCAGUUACCAUGAUAGUUGACACUAUUGUUCCAGUACCACAGGAAUCUGAAGAUGUUGAAUCAUAUGCUGCCUCCUUCUUUCAACUGGAAGGAAAUGAUUCAAUAGACAAUAAAUUUGCCCUGCCAUCUUCAUCAUCAUCAACAUCAUCAUUUUCAUCUUAUUCCUAUUCAUCACAAUCAUCAUCAACUUCGAUAAAAUCAAGCACUGGUUUUGUUGGUUUGGUUAAUCAAGCAAUGACUUGUUAUUUAAAUAGUUUGCUACAAACUUUAUUUAUGACACCAGAAUUUCGAAAUGCAUUGUAUAGGUGGAGAUACAAAGGAAGUAAAACUGAUAUGUCAAAGAGUAUUCCGUACCAAUUACAGAAGUUAUUCUUGAAAUUAGAGACAAGUAAAAAGCGUGCUGUUGAAACCACUGAUUUAACAAAAAGUUUUGGAUGGGAUAGCAGUGAAGCUUGGCAACAGCAUGAUGUUCAGGAAUUGUGCCGUGUUAUGUUUGAUGCGCUAGAAGAAACAUUAAAAAACACAGACCAAGGUGACUUGAUUAAUCAACUUUAUCAAGGUGAAAUGAAAGAUUAUGUUAAAUGCUUAAAUUGCAGCCAUGAGAAUUCAAGACGUGAUAAUUACUUGGAUAUAUCUCUCGAUGUUCGACCGUUUGGUUCAAAAGAACCCCAUGAAAACUUAGAGAAAGCAUUGGAAGCAUUUGUCACUCCUGAGACUCUUAAUGAAAAUAAUCAGUAUCAUUGUAGCAAAUGUGACUCGAAACAAGAUGCACAUAAGGGUUUGAAGUUCAUAAGCUUUCCAUAUUUACUCACAAUUCAACUAAAAAGAUUUACAUUUGACUACAACACAUUACAAAGGAUUAAGUUACAUGAUAGGUUGACCUUUCCAUUCUUUAUUGAUUUGAGUGACUAUGUGCAUAACAAAGAGGAAUUAGCUGACAAUAUUGAAGAAAAAGGAGAUAUAUCAAGCACUGAUGAUGAUAAUGGUGAUGAUGAUGUAGAAUUCGAUAAUAAAUUUAAAUAUGAGUUGUUUUCGAUAUUGAUUCACUCAGGAAGUGCACUAGGCGGCCAUUACUAUGCUUACAUCAAAUCGUUUGAUGAUGAGAAAUGGUAUUGUUUUAAUGAUCAAUAUGUUUCAGAGGUAUCUGAAGAAGACAUACUUAAGUCUUAUGGUGGAGAUGACAAAUUUCGUACUGGCUUUUAUUCUAGCAAUUAUUCUAGUUCUACAAACGCUUACAUGUUGAUGUAUCGUAAGAUAGAUAAAAAGAGAAACAAGAAUUUUAUAAAAAAAUCUAAAUGGACAGCUUCCCUUACUAAUUUGUGUAACAGUAUAUUACAAGAUGAAGAAGAUGAGCAUUCUAAAAGGGAAAGACAAAAGAAUUUAUGCAAGAUACGGCUAUUAUGUUAUCACCCUGUCAAUCAUAGCAAAAUGGAGGCCAAGUUAGAAGUUCAUAAAGAUAGGACUUUAAAAGAGGCCACUGAAAUUGCUUGGAAGACAUUUGAGUUAGAAAAUGUGAUUCCUGUGUCUCAAUGUCGCCUUGUAAAAUAUGAUGAUUACUAUGGAUCUUUUGAAAGAUCGUAUGAAGGAGAAGAAGACACGCCAAUACAAAAACUUUUAAAUGGUGUCAAAAUGAGUUAUGGCUUUGAUAUUUUAUUGGAAUGUAGGAAGAAGGAACAGCAAUUUCAAGUUUAUGAGCCAGGAGGAACAACAUUAAAAGUAUAUCUUAUUGAUCUUGAGGAAAAUGAGUUUGAUGACCACCGAACAAUUCAUGUACCGCUCACAUACACUACGCAGCAACUAAAAGAAAGAUUAGAAGCUGAAACUGGUUUGGCAGCCGAGACCAUGAGAGUAGCAAUAUGGAAAGAAUAUCACGAUUUUUGUUUACUAGAGAAUCCAAGAAGGACGCUAAAACUUGAUGGAUUCUAUAAAAGUGCAAAGGUAUUUGUUGAAGGUCUGUCUGAAGAAGAUAGACUCCUGGAGUUUAAGAAUUCCAACUUUUACAGAAAAUUAGAUAUAUUUAAUCAUACUAUCAAAUUAAAAGUUACAUUGCCAUUUGAAGAUGAAAAUAAUCACACGAAAAAAGUUCUCCAACUUAAUAUUGACAAGAGAAUAACUUUAAAAGAACUAAAGGAUAAGAUUGAAAACGAGAUCGAUAUAAAAGCGGAUUUAUUCAGGGUAUACAGAUUAUAUUCUAAUAAUCAAGAAUUCGAAUGUACUCGACUUGAUGAGCAAUUGACAUCUUAUUUAGAUGACACUAAAAUUAUCAUAAAGCUUGGUAGAGCUUUGAAACAUGGAGAAUUUAGAAUUAAAAUAUAUUUGUUGGAGAUCAAUAAAAAAGAGCACACGAAGUUUUUAAUGGAAGGUAUUGUUGGGACUAACUUAAGUGUGAGGACGUUUAAAGAAACUCAAAUCUCUCCAGAACUUGAGAAGCAAAAUAUCCAUGUUCCAUUAGAAAGAGUGCGCAUUCGUAAAAAGUGCUACAAAAGCCCUGGUAGGAUAUACCCCAAUGAAUACGUUUUCGAUAAAGAUAUAGUUGUUGGUUACACCUCAGAAAUGUAUGUUGAAAUAUUAACAGAACCCGACCAAAUUGUUAGUGAUGAUUAUCUCAGCAUUUUUGUUAAGCGAUGGAAUCCAUCUAAAUACACAUUAGAUGAAUUUGAAGAAGUUAUUUUGUAUAAAGACACAAAGAUAAAAACGUUAAAGCAAAAGCUUCAAGAAAAAAGUGGGAUAAAUGCAGAAUUUAUACAUAUAGCCAAGGGUAGAGGUGUUUUUCCUUGCACUGUAUCAGUUCUCGACAUACAUUACGAGCUAGAAUGGAAUCCAGUUGCUAAUAAAUUGGGAGAACUUUCUAUGGGAAUAAAUGAUGAUGGUGCGGUGAUCUACUACAGAGAUGGUAAUGAAGUUAUUAAAAAAUUGACAGAUAAUGAGAGACGAGAAAUUAGAAACAGAGAAAGUAAAAGGACAAAAACAUCUGGGACUAAUUUCUAUCGUAAAGAAAAAGCAUUAAAAAUCUACACAAAUGGUAACCAGAGGUGACAAAGAAUUCUGAAAAAGAAUUAAUUUGUUUUUUCAACAAUUUUUGUGCUUUUGUCUAUUCGCUUCUGUUAUGGAUUUGCAGUUAUUUUGUUGUAAAUAUAUUUUUAAAUGUAUUUCAUACAAUAUUUUGUUGA